GAUCUUGCGAGAGCUGUAGAUCUGUGCGCCUGAACAGGUCUCACUCUUUCGCCGGCGAGUCUUAUUCGCGGCCCUGUUUUCCUUGCGCGAGUACGCGUAGCAAUUAUAUAGUUGUACGGCUCAUGCAGCUUUGCAUGAGCCCCGCUGUAUUAGUGACUUUGUGACAGUGAAAUAUACACUAAAAAUUCGAGCUCCGUAAGAGUUAAUUCGCGCCAGAGACCGCUACUCCGAUCCUUUGCCUCCGGCCAUUCUCCUUUCGCUGAGGGACUCCAACCCGCACUUCCAGUGCAGGCGAGCCAUGAAGCAAACAUUUGGUCCUUCGAGCCGGAUGCGGCGAGUGAAUCUUGUGAGGAUUCGGGCCUUGCGCAAAUUUUACGCGCUUCUUUAAACGCGAUUUUCUUUCGCCGCUCACCACGUGGUGAGCACGAGAGCGCUGCUUCCGGUGCGCGCGCAUGCGUGUUCGAUCUUCGCGCGCUCCUGGAUCGGAACGUGAGUGCAGUGCGGUGUGCUUGGGAGCCCUCCGGCCCUGCUAAAGGGAUCGAAAGUUGCUCUAAUUAAUAAAAGGAAGGUGAGUGCAUCGGACUCUUCGUCCCUCUUUGAAUACCGGGAGCGCGCGCGCGCGCGAACUCUUCGGUCCACGCGCCGAUCACGUGAUCCGCCUUUCGCGCGUUCAUGCGCGGUGCACGCGCGCGACUCGUGCUUCGACUUGCGCGAUUCGGGUAACCGACGCGAAUUUGAACUUAUCUUAUUUUCCUUUGCCGCCGACUCAGCGAAAAUGAGCGUGUCAUCGGACGAUCAUGAGGAGCAAGCAAAUGAAGGAACUAAUUCGACAACAGGCCCUGGUCGGAUACAUGGACCGCGCGUGGACAAACACGCUAAAGCUAGGGCAAGCGAAGAUUACCGAGUUCGAGCUUAAGACACGGUUGGAGCGUAUGGACGAAUACUGGAGUCGAAUCCAAGAGCAAAAUUUCAAACUGGUCGCGUUCGAGGAAAUCGAGAAAACAAAUUAUUAUAAGAAUGACAUGUUUUCGAACUCGGAAGAGAGCUACCUCUCUAACCGUGCUAAAUUCCUUACCGCGAUGUCCAACUUGGCGCCCAAGAUUGCGAUGGUCGAACCAGCAGACGCGUCCGCGACACCGCUCAUUAAGCAAAUGCAGCUACCGAAGAUGAGCUUACCUAAGUUCUCAGGCGAUCAUCUCGCGUGGGAGAGCUUUCGUGAUCUUUUUCGCUCGCUGGUACACGAUGUACCAUCCAUAUCGCCGGUUCAAAAGCUGCAAUACCUAAAGAGCUGCCUCUCCGGAGAGACUGCGGACGUCAUCGCGAACGCUCCAUUGACCGAUGCCGAAUACGAGGGUGCAUGGACCGACCUAAUGACUCGUUACGAUAACGGCCGCAUUUUGCUUUUCGUGCAUAUGCGCAACCUCUUGUUAUUAAUGAUAACGGAACACCUUGUAAAUCGAUGGGGACGAGCCAGCAUUAAAAGCUACCUUCGACAUCUUCGUAAAGCACCAUCAAAAAUAGGAGGUAUUGUCAAAUAUAUACAUACGAGAGCAAUUUGUGGAACACGAUAUCCAAAACGUUGGAAACGCGGACUUGGUUAUCAAUAUAUAAUGCAGACCAUCUUUGACAUCACGCAAGUAAAAUUCGUGCAUAUGUACUGCUCACAAGGUCGUACCGCUUUUGGCCGAGUCAAUAUCAAUAGUUCCAUAUAUCAAUAGUUCCAGG
Wasmannia auropunctata (little fire ant) is the source of this 1725-nucleotide messenger RNA. RefSeq lists its product as uncharacterized. The transcript has 3 exons. Bases 798 to 1718 code for a protein of 306 amino acids. The record is from RefSeq and is a predicted model, not a curated record. NCBI's taxonomy places the organism in Eukaryota, Metazoa, Arthropoda, Insecta, Hymenoptera, Formicidae.